AUGUCGAAAACCCUCCUACCACCACCCCCUCCUCCCCGCGCCCCCGUGCGCCCCUCGCCCGCGCUGCCCUCCUCCCAACCGGCAACUGGCCGGUCUCCCCAGGCCGGGGCCUCGCCGCCCGCCCGUCUGGGCUGGCUGGCCGGCACCCACCGUUCCAACGCCGCCCCGGCUAGAGCGCCGCUGCCGCACACCGAACACGCCGGCACGAGAGGAGGGGACUCCAGCACGCUCCUGCCCUCGGGCCUCCCGCUUGGCCCGGGCCGUCACGUCUGA
Molecule: messenger RNA, 273 nt
Organism: Penicillium cataractarum
Lineage: Eukaryota; Fungi; Ascomycota; Eurotiomycetes; Eurotiales; Aspergillaceae
Exons: 1
Coding region: 1-273 (90 amino acids)
Source: RefSeq, a predicted model, not a curated record